Molecule: messenger RNA, 2707 nt
Organism: Propithecus coquereli (Coquerel's sifaka)
Lineage: Eukaryota; Metazoa; Chordata; Mammalia; Primates; Indriidae
Gene: DRD2
Product: dopamine receptor D2
Exons: 8
Coding region: 236-1567 (443 amino acids)
Biological process (GO): adenylate cyclase-inhibiting dopamine receptor signaling pathway; adenylate cyclase-activating adrenergic receptor signaling pathway
Cellular component (GO): presynaptic membrane; glutamatergic synapse
Molecular function (GO): dopamine neurotransmitter receptor activity, coupled via Gi/Go; G protein-coupled receptor activity
Source: RefSeq, a predicted model, not a curated record
ACUGCUCCCCGCGGGCCGGAGCCGGCCGAGCGGCUGCCCGCCGGGGCUCUGAACGGCGCGGUGGGGCCGGGAGCCAGGGACCCGCCGAGGAGAGCGGCGGCCCCGGACGGCUGCCGGAGGGGCGGCCGCGCGUGGAUGCGGCGGGAGCUGGAAGCCUCGGGCAGCCGGCGCCGUCUCUGCCCCCGGGCGCCCUAUGGCUUGAAGAGCCUGGCCACCCUGUGGCUCCGCCGCCCCGAUGGAUCCACUGAAUCUGUCCUGGUACGAUGAUGACCUGGAGAGGCAGAACUGGAGCCGGCCCUUCAAUGGGUCGGAAGGGAAGGCGGACAGGCCCCACUACAACUACUACGCCACGCUGCUCACACUGCUCAUCGUCGUCAUCGUCUUCGGCAACGUGCUGGUGUGCAUGGCUGUGUCCCGCGAGAAGGCGCUGCAGACCACCACCAACUACCUGAUCGUCAGCCUCGCGGUGGCCGACCUCCUCGUGGCCACGCUGGUCAUGCCCUGGGUUGUCUACCUGGAGGUGGUGGGCGAGUGGAAAUUCAGCAGGAUUCACUGUGACAUCUUUGUCACCCUGGACGUCAUGAUGUGCACAGCCAGCAUCCUGAACCUGUGUGCCAUCAGCAUUGACAGGUACACAGCUGUGGCCAUGCCCAUGCUGUACAAUACGCGCUACAGCUCUAAGCGCCGAGUCACUGUCAUGAUCGCCAUCGUCUGGGUCCUGUCCUUCACCAUCUCCUGCCCGCUCCUGUUUGGACUCAACAACACAGACCAGAACGAGUGCAUCAUCGCCAACCCGGCCUUCGUGGUCUACUCCUCCAUCGUCUCCUUCUAUGUGCCCUUCAUCGUCACCCUGCUGGUCUACAUCAAGAUCUACAUCGUCCUCCGCAGGCGCCGCAAGCGAGUCAACACCAAGCGCAGCAGCCGAGCUUUCAGGGCCAAUCUGAGGGCCCCACUCAAGGGCAACUGCACGCACCCUGAGGAUAUGAAACUCUGCACCGUUAUCAUGAAGUCUAAUGGCAGUUUCCCAGUGAACAGGCGGAGAGUGGAGGCCGCCCGCCGAGCCCAGGAGCUGGAGAUGGAGAUGCUCUCCAGCACCAGCCCCCCUGAGAGGACCCGGUACAGCCCCAUACCCCCCAGCCACCACCAGCUGACUCUCCCCGACCCCUCCCACCACGGCCUCCACAGCAAUCCCGACAGCCCCGCCAAACCAGAGAAGAAUGGGCACGCCAAAGACCACCCCAAGAUUGCCAAGAUCUUCGAGAUCCAGUCCAUGCCCAAUGGCAAAACCCGGACCUCGCUCAAGACCAUGAGCCGCAGGAAGCUCUCCCAGCAGAAGGAGAAGAAGGCCACUCAGAUGCUCGCCAUUGUCCUCGGCGUGUUCAUCAUCUGCUGGCUGCCCUUCUUCAUCACGCACAUCCUGAACAUACACUGUGACUGCAACAUCCCGCCCGUCCUGUACAGCGCCUUCACGUGGCUGGGCUAUGUCAACAGCGCCGUGAACCCCAUCAUCUACACCACCUUCAACAUCGAGUUCCGCAAGGCCUUCCUGAAGAUCCUCCACUGCUGACUCUGCUGCCCGCCUGCACAGCAGCCUGCUUCCUGCCUCCCUGCCCAGGCUGGCCGGGCCUCACCCCUGCAAGCCGUGGGCAGGAAGGCCGGGGGGCGGGGGAGGAACACAGCCUUCUCCUCACCCCGGCAGGCCCUGCAGUGUUAGCUUGGCUCUGCACCCCGCACACCCUCACUCUGCCAGGGUAGUGCUAGGGAGCUGGGCAUGGUAUCAGCCCUGGGGCUGGACCGCCUGGCUCAGGGGCUGCUCCCAGGGUCCCCCUCCCACCUCCACCUCCCACCUCUCCUUGGCACCAAAGAUGCAGCCAUCUUCUUGACCUUUGUCUGGGGCUCUGGGGUCGCUGGGGCCAGAGUCAGAGCGCAGAGGCUGAGAGCUCUCUGUUUGUUAGGCUUGGCCUGGGGCAGGCAGCGGGGAGAGGUGGACAGUUCACACCCCACGAGGCCCACACAAGGGAAGCAAGAGCUUUUGCCAAGGACCCAGGUGAACCACUCAGUACUGGGUGACCCAUGUACAUACCAGACUGCAGGACGGACCCCAGAGAAGACCAAGCCAAAAAUCUCAGCUCCCGCCUCCACCCCGAUGUGAGCCUCUACUUCCCACGUCAGUGGGUCCUGACAUGUCCCACCCCUUUACAGCUCCCCAUGCGGUUUCCACAUGCUCUGAGGGGAGGAACCCUAAUCUCAAAGGGCCCCAAGAACGUCUGUGGGGAGAGGAACCCCUGGCCCUAGCCCAUUCUGCCACCUUCCGACGGCCUCAGAUGUAGCCCCUCUCAUAGCAGAUGCUGGCCACCUGGGGCCAGGUAGGGCAGUCGGCCUUGGAACCAUGGCAGGGCUUGGGCUGGGGGGCAUCUGAAGUUCUUUGGGGGCUGCCUCCUGCCACGCUCUGACGCAAAGACACUUUCCUUUUCUAUUCCCUUUGGCGUCUUCUCUCUCCUGUGUCCCCUCCCUUCCACUGCCUCUGCCUUAGAGGAGCCCAUGGCUAAGAGGCUGCUGGAUACCAUUUGGCCUGGCCUGGCCCUGCCCCGAGGGAGGAGGGGAAGCUGCAGCUUGGGGGAGCCCCGGGCCCCAGACUCUGUAACAUCACUCUCCAUGCACCAAACUAAUAAAACUUUGGCAAGAGUUGCUCUCCAGGACCCUUGGG